AUGUUUUCAUUAGUGUGCUUCAAGAACAAAAUAGAUUUGGUGCCGAGGCAAGGAGUUAUAUCAAAUAGGGACAUUGGUUCUGAUGCUGUGAAUGGAAGUGAUACUCCGUUGAAGGAGAGGUUUAAAGCUGGAGUUUACCUAGCUAGAACUUGCGAUGCACUUGUGUUGCUGCUGACGUCAAGAAUUGGCAGCAAUUUCAUAUGA
This is a messenger RNA of Dovyalis caffra, 204 nucleotides long. The record is from the annotation of a GenBank genome assembly. NCBI's taxonomy places the organism in Eukaryota, Viridiplantae, Streptophyta, Magnoliopsida, Malpighiales, Salicaceae.